CGCCCGGGCCGGCCCGGAGCGCGGCUCUGCCGUGAGCGCCCGCGGAAGCGGCCCACGGAGGAGAAGAUAUGGGGCUCAAGAUGUCCUGCCUGAAAGGCUUUAAGAUGUGUGUCAACGCCAGCGGCAGCCAUGACGAGGCGCCCGUCCUGAACGACAAGAGCCUGGACGUGCCCAACAUCAUCAUCACACCCCCCACGCCCACGGGCAGCAUGGUGCUGGCCCGGGACUCGAGGUGGACAGUCUGGCUGGAUGAGACGGGGGCUGGCCCGGAUGACGGUGAGAUGGAUCCUGAGGCCUGAGGACCUGCCCUGACGCGGGCGUGGCUGUCCCUGGCAGCUGGACGGGCUCAGCGAUCCGGCUCCGGACGGGACGAUAGCAAGACAGGAGUGGCACGCCGCAGGCCCCCAGUGCGGCGUUGAGUGGACUGGACGCCUGACACCUUCGUGUUCUCACUGACCGGACAUGGCGAAGGGGAGGGGACUAUCUGCAGCCACUGUGACCCCGCGGGGCUCGGGCGGCCCCGGGCCUCGCACACAGGCCCGGUGCCCACAGCUCACCAGAGGACUGGCUCUGUUUUUUACACAUUGUUUUACAGAAACUGCAACAGUCCCAAUGUGAUUUAUAAUUUCCUUUUUGCAUUGUAAGUAAAGAUCCUCCUUACAGAUGCUUGCUCCUGCCUCUUGGGGUGGGAGACGAGGGAGC
This is a messenger RNA of Perognathus longimembris pacificus (Pacific pocket mouse), 702 nucleotides long. RefSeq names its product chromosome 10 C16orf74 homolog (gene Clmb). Lineage: Eukaryota; Metazoa; Chordata; Mammalia; Rodentia; Heteromyidae. The record is from RefSeq and is a predicted model, not a curated record. Bases 69 to 299 code for a protein of 76 amino acids. The transcript is spliced from 4 exons.